Annulohypoxylon truncatum is the source of this 1161-nucleotide messenger RNA. RefSeq lists its product as uncharacterized. Bases 73 to 1128 code for a protein of 351 amino acids. The record is from RefSeq and is a predicted model, not a curated record. NCBI's taxonomy places the organism in Eukaryota, Fungi, Ascomycota, Sordariomycetes, Xylariales, Hypoxylaceae. The transcript has 2 exons.
UGUUAGUUUACCUACCAACACCAACACCAACUAAGUCAACAACUUCCUAAUCCCGACCUCUAUAGUUUCAUCAUGGCCGUUACUUUCGACAUUUCGCCGGAAAAGGAGGCUAGCGUAUCCCAAUUCCUGUAUCGCCAACUCUUUGUGACGCCUCGACCGACUUCAAGGCGGGAAGUCGACCUCAGCGGAAAGACAGCCAUUGUCACAGGUUCCAAUAUUGGCAUCGGCCAAGAAUGUGCUCGCCAGCUUCUAGAUUUAGGUCUGACAAAACUCAUACUAGGUGUACGCGAUGAAUCAAAAGGAGAGUUAGCCCGCCAGAAUCUCGUAUCAGGUAGGAACCUGAAACCGGAUGCAAUUGAAGUCUGGAAGCUCGACAUGUCCUCAUACGACUCCGUGACCAUUUUUUCCGAACGCGCGAGAAAUUCUAUCGAACAUCUAGACAUUGCUGUUCUAAAUGCUGGCGUUUAUCAUACAGCGGAGAACUUCAAUGAGAAUACGGGCUACGAAGAGAGCGUCCAGGUAAAUUGUCUUUCGACAGUACUCUUGGCGAUACUUCUACUCCCGAUCAUGAAGCCAAAACAGUCAUGCACCAAAUCUAGUCCAGGCCGUAUCGUCAUUGUUUCGAGCGACACGGCUGGAUGGGCCAAGUUUCCAGAGAGGAAAGAAAGUCACAUUCUACCAGUUCUCAAGAAGAAGGUUGAUAACUUCGAGGUUCCGGAACAAUACGGCAGAUCAAAGUUGUUAGCCCAGUUGGCAUUGGUUGAGCUAGCCAAGCGCGUACCGUCAUCUGCAGUUACCAUCGAUGCGGCAAACCCAGGCUUCUGCUAUGGUUCUGGACUUCAACGCCAUAUGGCCGGUACAUUUAUCGGCUUCGUCUUUGCAGUCUAUGUCCGGUUGAUCGGCCGCUCUGCAGCAGUUGGUGCCCGCACAAUUGUCGAUGCUGUGGUAAACCAUGGAGAGGAAGUACACGGUCAGUACAUCGAAGAUUGUACGCUCAAACCUUUAGCACCAAUUAUCUACACUUCGGAGGGCGAGCGUGUGUCAGCAUCCCUUUGGGAUGAACUGAUGGGAGAGUUUACAUUCUCAGGUGCAGCGGACAUUAUUCAAUCUCUCAAGAGUAGGCGGUAAGGACAUGCGGAUACGAUCGUAAUCUAGGAGAUC